Molecule: messenger RNA, 1359 nt
Organism: Eucalyptus grandis
Lineage: Eukaryota; Viridiplantae; Streptophyta; Magnoliopsida; Myrtales; Myrtaceae
Product: dihydroceramide fatty acyl 2-hydroxylase FAH1
Exons: 7
Coding region: 283-996 (237 amino acids)
Biological process (GO): fatty acid metabolic process; lipid biosynthetic process
Cellular component (GO): endoplasmic reticulum; membrane
Molecular function (GO): iron ion binding; fatty acid 2-hydroxylase activity
Source: RefSeq, a predicted model, not a curated record
CGCCCCGAUCCCUCCGCGUCGUCCAUCCGUUCGUAACUUCCUCCAGCCUGCAAGUGAGAGGCACGCAGGGGAGAAAAACCCACGCCAGGGGGAGCCGUCGUCAUCAUCAUCGCAGCAGCAGCAGCAGCAGCAAGCGCGGCGACGAGGAGGAAAGGAGAAGCGGGGCGGCGAGGGCGACGGCCGUGCGUGCGGGCUGCUUUCUCGACGGCGGUCGCUGCGGCGGCGCGUUGCGGAUUUUAGAUCCGACCCUCGUCUCGUCGGCUUUCUUGCAAGUUAUCCAAGAUGGUUGCUCAGGAGUUCACCGUUGAUCUGAAUAAACCCCUCGUCUUCCAGGUUGGUCAUUUAGGUGAGUCUUAUCAGGAGUGGGUCCAUCAACCCAUUGUGAGCAAGACAGGGCCUAGAUUCUUUGAAAGUGACUUUUGGGAGUUCUUGACCCGUACUCGAUGGUAUGCAGUUCCUAGCAUUUGGCUUCCUGUAGUAUGCUAUUGCAUCUCUAUGUCUGUGCGUAUGGGCCACACAGCUCUUGAGAUCGGUUUACUGGUGAUUAUGGGCAUCUUUGUCUGGACUUUUCUGGAGUACUCUUUGCACCGUUUCGUUUUCCAUAUAAACACAAACAGUUAUUGGUGGAACACCAUACACUAUCUUAUUCAUGGAUGCCACCACAAACAUCCUAUGGAUGGCCUGCGGCUUGUCUUUCCGCCAGCAGGAACAGCUGUUCUUUGCGUUCCUUUCUGGAACUUGGUCAAGCUCAUUUCUACGCCUACUACCACUCCAGCAUUGUUUGCGGGUGGUUUGCUGGGUUAUGUGAUAUAUGACUGCACCCAUUACUACUUGCAUCAUGGACAGCCAGCCACUGACGUGCCACGAAAUCUUAAGAAAUAUCACCUGAACCAUCAUUUCCGUGUACAAGACAAAGGCUUCGGGAUCACUUCAACGCUGUGGGACAGAGUCUUUGGGACACUUCCUCCACCGUAUGUGGCAGAGAAAAAAAGAUAAAGCCAGUGACGCCAUUCGUUAUUUGUUAAUUAAUAUCUAGCAAGUUUAGGGGGAAGAUAUAUUUUAAGCUAAAAGCAUUCUUUCUUCAUCUGUCCAUUCACUUGGUAAGAUAUUGCGCUAACUUAUCUAUCCAUGCUUCCAAUCGUCACGGGCUUGUUGUGUUUUGUCCUUUCAGCAAUGUGGUGAAGAGUCCUGUGUAUAUGUCUCUGUUCUAUCAUUUUCAGACAAGGAAGUUUCCAGCAUUUAUCCAGAUGCAGUCUUGUCUAUCACUGAGCUUCUGCACGAUAUUGGCUUGGUUUUGCAUGUUUGGUGUAACCCAUGUGAUUGCAAUUAUUCAAGAAUUGUUUUUUAAUUAGUUAUAAC